UUGACUGUAUGUACAAUCGUUGUGAGGCCUGCAAAGACAGAGUGAUUCCAACAGCACUUGAUGUGGAGAACAAGGGCAACAUAAUCACCUGGCAGGAGUGGGUGACCAGGUCUAUCACAGUGGAGAGGACUGGGAAAGCUGCAACCAGGGAGAAAGAAGUGAAGAACACCGCACUUGAAACCCGAAGUACUUCCAUUGAGAGGUUGGUAGCUCUUACCACGGAACAUCUCCCCAACUUUGCCGCACAUAUCUUCAACAUCAGGCACCAGUUUUCCGCUCUCAAGACGAUGAAGGAUAGCAUCCAUGAUGAUGAUGUGAUGGUCCAUAUCGAUUACAGCGAAAAUUGGAGCUGCAAGUAUGUGCGGGAAGUGAAGGAUACCCAUUUCGGAGGUGGGAACCAGCAGGUAACCCUCCACACUGGUGUGUUCUACAACAGUAAAGGCAGGGUGGAAGCCUUUGCUUCAGUGUCUGCCAGCCUCCAGCACAAUGCAACAGCAACAUGGGCCCACCUGGAACCUGUUUUGAGGUACAUCCGCCAACAACACCCCAAUGUAUGCAACAUACAUUUUGUUUCUAAUGGCCCAACAUCCCAAUACAGAAACAGAAAUUCGUUCUACUUGGCCUCCACUGUACCAUUCCUCCAUGGAUUUAAAUACGUGACAUGGAACUUCACAGAGGCGUCUCAUGGAAAAGGACCCCCAGAUGGCGUGGGGGCAGCCUUAAAAAACCUGGCAGACCGAAUAGUGGCAUACGGCCAAAGCAUCCCAGAUGCAGAUACUCUGUUUCAGCAGCUGACCCUGAACUCCUCGGUAACUCUAUUCCAGGUGUCUGAGGACAAAAUUAAAGAGAGGGGUGAAUUGCUUCCUCCACACCUUAAGCCAGUCCCAGGGACAAUGAAAAUCCACCAACUGGUGUCCACCACUCCUGGGGUAGUUCACACGAGGGAAGUGUCAUGUUUCUGUCAGAAAAAUUGUGAGUGCUUCUCUCCAUCACGCCAUGCAUUUGCGGAGGAAGACGACGUUUCCACAAAGCCACCAGAGGCUUCCAUAGAGGUUGGCCAGUGGGUCCUUGUGGAAUACGACGCAGAUCUGUUCCCCGGUGUAGUUACACAGAUUGCAGAUGACCAGUAUGAGGUGGACACUAUGAACUGCGCUGGGGAAAACCGAUUUUAUGUGCCAUCAAUUAAGUUUUCUGGGGAAAAGGUGUGGUACUACCGCCACGACAUCAAAGACCAAAUUCCCGAGCCUCUGCCAGUCACUUCCUCUGCGAGGCAUUUUUGUGUUUUGCCUGAUAUUUGGGCUAAACACAAGCUGCGCACCUGAUGCAUAUUGUGAUGUAUGAGCUGAGAUGAGAUGAGCACAAUGAGAUGUUGUAAUGAUCAUUUUGAAUGUAAACAUUCCAUUUCGAUUUAUAUCUACAUUGAUGUGUAUUGUUUUCACGAAUUUAAUGUUUCACAGUUGUGUAAUGAGAUGUAUUGAUUAUAUUGUAUUUAAACAUUCCUUUUCCAUUUAUGUCUACAUUCAUGCUUAUAUUUUUAAUGAAUUUAUGUCUGAGGUACAGUAUGCUGGAAUGUGUUUUAUUAAAAUACACAGUUCAAAAUGGGAUAUUUUCAUUCUUUCUGAGAAUAAUUUUCAACAGAAAAUGCCACAUUUACUUCUCCAUACAAAACUCUAAAGGUAAAUCUCAAGAAUUUGUUAUAUAUUCCCAGCAUUCACACUCUGUGUUUGUUGUGUAAAGUGUUAUGGUGAAUUAAGUAGGAAUCUCAUUACCGAAACUUUGACACUCAUUUCCGAAACACCUUUCUCUUUACCG
Molecule: messenger RNA, 1812 nt
Organism: Alosa sapidissima (American shad)
Lineage: Eukaryota; Metazoa; Chordata; Actinopteri; Clupeiformes; Clupeidae
Exons: 4
Coding region: 9-1322 (437 amino acids)
Source: RefSeq, a predicted model, not a curated record